UCGAGGGAUAAUAGUCUUAUAUACGAUAUACGAGUAGUUUUUAAUAGUGAGCUAAUUUAGAAAUGUACAAACUGUUUGUAAAGUACAAUUCUAAACUUUAAUACAGAGUGUUUGUGAUUUUUCUCGUAUUUGUAUAGUAUUUUGUUAAACGACUUGAGUGAAUAAUUGCAUGUAGUAUGCCGCAGUUUCAUAAAAUCGAAAUAAAUAGGACCGAAUGGGAGGUUCCGGAACGAUAUCAAAUGUUAACACCAGUAGGAUCGGGAGCUUAUGGACAAGUGUGUUCAGCACUUGAUACAAAAACUGGUCAGAAAGUAGCAAUAAAAAAAUUAGCCAGGCCAUUCCAGUCAGCUGUACAUGCAAAACGCACUUAUAGAGAACUUCGUAUGUUGAAACACAUGAAUCAUGAAAAUAUAAUUGGUUUAUUAGAUGUUUUUCAUCCAUCUUCUUCUUUAGAAGAUUUUCAACAAGUAUAUUUAGUGACGCAUCUGAUGGGUGCAGAUCUCAAUAAUAUUGUAAGAACUCAAAAGCUUUCUGAUGAUCAUGUACAAUUUCUUGUUUAUCAAAUUUUUCGUGGUCUCAAAUAUAUUCAUUCCGCGGGUAUAAUACAUAGGGAUUUGAAGCCUUCUAACAUAGCUGUAAAUGAGGAUUGUGAGCUGAAAAUUUUAGAUUUUGGAUUGGCUAGACCUACAGAAAAUGAAAUGACUGGUUAUGUUGCUACAAGGUGGUAUAGAGCUCCAGAAAUUAUGCUCAAUUGGAUGCAUUACAAUCAAACAGUUGAUAUUUGGUCUGUUGGAUGUAUAAUGGCUGAAUUAUUAACAGGGCGAACGUUAUUUCCGGGAACAGAUCAUAUUCAUCAAUUGAAUUUAAUAAUGGAGAUACUGGGUACUCCACGAGACGAAUUUAUGCAAAAAAUAUCGUCAGAAUCGGCAAGAAAUUAUAUACAAAGUUUACCUCCGCUUAAAAAAAAGAAUUUCAAAGAUGUUUUCCGCGGAGCCAAUCCUUUAGCUAUAGAUUUACUUGAAUUAAUGUUAGAAUUAGAUGCUGAGAAACGCAUUACAGCAGAACAAGCUUUAGCUCAUCCAUAUCUUGCACAAUAUGCUGAUCCAACUGAUGAACCAAUAUCUUUGCCUUAUGAUCAAAGUUUUGAAGAUAUGGAUUUACCUGUUGAAAAAUGGAAAGAACUUGUUUAUCAUGAAGUUAUAAAUUUUGUACCUCAACAAUUACCUACAAUAGCUUCGGGUAUUGAGUCUACUUCGUAAGAUUAUAUUAAUAGCAUAAGUAAUAUAUUAAGUAAGAUAGCAUAGUAAGAUAAUCUUAAUAAUUAAUAAUUAUAAAAAAAAAAUAUGUAUGUUAUAUACAAAAAAUUAUUGUAUAUAAUAUGAUAAGAAACAGUUAAUCAUACAAAUUUAUUUGUAUCAGAGGCAAAAUGUAUAUUUUUGUUAAUGACAAUGUACAAGAAAUGCUAAUAUUUUUCAUCUUGAGUAUAUUAAUUUAGAAUGUAAAACUAUUGAACAUAUGAUAAAUUAUACAUAUUCAUAAUUGUAUAUGAAUCAUAUAUUCACAUGUUUAGAUACUUUGAAGCUACAAGUGCACUUUAAUAAUUCAGUUUAAUUAAAAUUUAAAAUAAUAUUUUCCAUAAAAUCAAAAUAUUUAAUAUGAAAAACAAAUUGAAAAUAAGUUAUAAAAAUUUAGCUUCAAAGUGUUAAAUUUUGUUCUAUUCUAUUUAUCACUGGUUCUAGUCUGUAACAAAAAACAUAUUGCAUUGAAUUCAUGGUUAAAAAUAAUUUUUAUUUCAUGCAAAAAUAAUUUAAAAUAAUUUAAUCUGUAAGAUACGUUAUAAUAAUGCUUUUAACAACAAAUAUGGCUAAAUAAAUUUUUUGAUCUUUGUA
Messenger RNA from Apis cerana (Asiatic honeybee), 1889 nucleotides. Its product is annotated as mitogen-activated protein kinase p38b. The record is from RefSeq and is a predicted model, not a curated record. NCBI's taxonomy places the organism in Eukaryota, Metazoa, Arthropoda, Insecta, Hymenoptera, Apidae. Gene Ontology annotation, molecular function: ATP binding; MAP kinase activity. Gene Ontology annotation, biological process: protein phosphorylation.